AUGUCUACCACAUCAACAACAGUAACCACAGCUGCCGUCACAGCUGAGCGGCCACUCUAUCCCAUUGGCAUCCCAGAGAAAUUCUCAGCCGAUGGAGUUGUCCAGCGGUUUCCCGGAAACACCACAGUCUGCCAUGUUCCCGCCGACUCUCCUCUCCAGCCCGGCAUGAACGCCCUCCACGCAUCUCUGAGUUCACAUCCCGUGCUCUCCAAGCUCGUCCAUCUCUUGCCGAAGCCUUCAUGGCACAUGACCGUCCUCGACGGCCUCCGCGACAAGGAAUGUGAGCCUGGCAUGUGGCCUCCUGGAAUGGAAAAGCUGCCUCUCGACGAGUGCACCCGCGAGUUCUCCCGCAAGCUGAGGGCCCUCGGCCUGGAGCUGGAAAAGGAGGGCCUCGCGCCGCCAUACAAGAUGCGAAUCCGGGGUUUUGACCCUGCCGUCAUCGGCAUCGGACUGGAAAUUGAGGGAGCAACACCGGAGGAGGAGAAGCGCAUGCGGCGGCUGCGUGACAGACUUGCCGAUACCCUGGGCUUCAGAGCGCCGAACCACGAGACAUACGGCUUUCAUAUUAGCAUGGCGUAUCUGAUGAGGCACAUUGAUGGCGAGAACAGGGAUGCGCUGAAUCAGGUGUUUGCGCAGCAUUUGCCAGCGCUGCAGCGGGAGUUUGAUCUUGGGCCGGUGGAGUUUUGCACGUUUGAAAACAUGUAUGCAUUUCCGAGACUGUUUUAUCUCGGGGAGCAAGACCUUUGA
Messenger RNA from Trichoderma virens Gv29-8, 747 nucleotides. RefSeq lists its product as uncharacterized. Lineage: Eukaryota; Fungi; Ascomycota; Sordariomycetes; Hypocreales; Hypocreaceae. Bases 1 to 747 code for a protein of 248 amino acids. The record is from RefSeq and is a predicted model, not a curated record. The transcript is spliced from 2 exons.